Molecule: messenger RNA, 2075 nt
Organism: Trematomus bernacchii (emerald rockcod)
Lineage: Eukaryota; Metazoa; Chordata; Actinopteri; Perciformes; Nototheniidae
Gene: ggps1
Product: geranylgeranyl diphosphate synthase 1
Exons: 4
Coding region: 323-1270 (315 amino acids)
Biological process (GO): isoprenoid biosynthetic process
Molecular function (GO): prenyltransferase activity
Source: RefSeq, a predicted model, not a curated record
CUAGCUUGUCAUGUGAAGGGUCUCCACACCGUGCGUAGCAAGAACGCCAUUAGCCUAGCAUAGCAUCCGGUGAAUAAGCCAUUAUCACACGGACCUAAACAUGAUAUGAAAGCGUGCUUGUGACAGUCACGUCGUGUGUAUGAGUCGACUUGCGUUGAUGUGGACGUUUUUAUUUUUGAUAAAGAAAGAAAGAAAUGCUCAACGUUUGUUUACCGGCGCGUUUAUGUUAGCCUGCUAAUUCCAGCUAACUAGCAUCCUGGCUAACAGGAAACCAGUCAGCAGACUGACAGGGAGCAGCAAAGAUUUGUGAAAACUUCAAGCAAUGGAUUGCGACUCAGAAGCCACAUCUGAGCGAAUUCUGCUGGAACCCUACAAGUACUUGUUGCAACUACCAGGAAAACAGGUGAGGACAAAACUAUCCCAAGCAUUUAACCACUGGCUCAAUGUUCCAGAGGACAAACUGCAGGGGAUCAUCGAGGUGACGGAGAUGCUGCACAACGCCAGCUUGCUCAUAGACGACAUCGAGGACAGCUCCACGCUGCGGAGAGGCUUCCCAGUGGCCCACAGCAUCUACGGCAUCCCCUCCGUCAUCAACUCAGCCAACUAUGUGUACUUCCUGGGCCUGGAGAAGGUGCUGACCCUGGAGCACCCUGAGGCUGUCCCAGUGUUCACCAGGCAGCUGCUGGAGCUGCACCGCGGCCAGGGCCUGGACAUCCACUGGAGGGACACCUACACCUGUCCCACGGAGCAGGAGUACCGCAACAUGGUGCUUCAGAAGACUGGAGGGCUGUUUGGCCUGGCCGUGGGCCUGAUGCAGAUCUUCUCAGACUGGAAACAGGACCUGAAGCCCCUCCUGGACACACUGGGCCUCUUCUUCCAGAUCCGCGACGAUUACGCCAACCUGAGCUCUCGCGAGUACAGCGAGAACAAGAGCUUCUGCGAGGACCUCACCGAGGGCAAGUUCUCUUUCCCAACCAUUCAUGCCAUUUGGUCACGUCCCGAGAGCACACAGGUGCAGAACAUCCUGAGGCAGCGCACGGAGAACAUGGACAUAAAACGCUACUGUGUGGACUACCUGGAGAAGGUGGGCUCUUUCGCCUACACCCGACAGACACUGCGCGACCUGGAGAUAGAGGUGUACCGCCUCAUCCAGGGGUUUGGGGGAAACCCUCAACUGGAGAGCCUGGUCAAACACCUCAGCCAAAUGCAUCAGGAGCCUGAAGCCCCAGCAGAGGCCAGUCCUGAGCCACACUCCAGCCAAAACGACUGACCUCACUCACAUCCUACCCCCACACACUCCACCAAACGUGUGCUAAUACAGUUAUACAGAUAUACACAUUUACCAAAAACCUCAUCACACAUUGCAGAAUGUUCAUGUUACAACAAAAACUUGAGCUUUUGAAUUCUGCUUUGACUGCAUACAGCGGAACCAAAACCGCAAAGCAGCCCUAAAUGUUGCCUUUCUCUUUGUGUGCUGGAUGGCAUCCUUCACAUGUUGUCACUUUUUGUAUCCAAUUGUAGCUGUGCAGUCAGUGGAAGAAAUACAUUUCAAAAGAAAACAUCUUACCUUGGUAUUAUGUUUGGUUUUCUGAAAAUGAAAAAAUAACCAGAUGUCAACAGAGCUUAAAAGGCUUUCUUUUCAUGUGCAUAUAAAUGUUUUUUAGUUUUUUUUUAUGCUUCCAAACAGAAAUGGUUUAUCUGGAGCUGAGUAAAAUCUGGGUGUUUGGAAUAAGAUGUCUCGAAUGUGUGACGUGUGAUUUGAGUAUCCUUAAUCAUUAAGCCGCCAGAGUGCCAAUCCUGAAGAAAAGAAACUGCAACUCAAGUGUCUGCUUCUUAUGUAACCAGCCGGUAUUAUAUGCAAAGCAGUGUUCGUGCUGAUUAUGCUCGGCUGUAUAUGAAUACUGUUGAUGUUCGUAGCAGACUGCGUUUCCAUUUGGUUCAGAUUCAACACAGCUCUUUGCAUCCCUUGUAUUUUAUUAGGGAGACUCAGUGACGCUAUGUGUAGACCCUGCUGCAGUUAAGAACUUCUUUUGCACAUAUUAAAAAUAUGUAUAUAUGUAUAUACAAAUAAACAU